GGGUUUAACCUUCCAUUUCACGAAAACUCUCUUCAAACCCAAAACCCCCAUACUUCACCACCACCAUGACACGCUUCUCCAAAUCCUCCGCCCAGCGCCUCCUCUACGCCCUUACCUCCACCACCACCGGUGCUCCGUCCCUCCUUGCCGCCACCUCCCACCUCCGGCACUUCUCAUCCGGCAACCUCGCGCGAGCAAAAGCAGCCACAACCGACAAAGAACCAUGGUGGAAGGAAUCAAUGGAAAUGAUCCGGAACAUAGGGAUUUCGGCGCAUAUUGAUUCCGGUAAGACGACGUUGACGGAGCGAGUUUUGUUUUAUACCGGAAGGAUUCAUGAGAUUCAUGAGGUUAGAGGGAAAGAUGGAGUUGGUGCGAAGAUGGAUUCUAUGGAUUUGGAGAGAGAGAAAGGGAUUACUAUUAAAUCUGCUGCUACUUGUUGUAAUUGGAAAGAUUAUACGAUCAACAUAAUUGACACACCUGGUCACGUUGAUUUCACCAUUGAGGUCGAGAGGGCUUUGCGUGUCCUUGAUGGUGCCAUUCUUGUUUUUUGUAGUGUUGGUGGGGUGCAAAGUCAGUCCAUUACUGUUGAUCGGCAAAUGAAAAGAUACGAGGUUCCAAGACUUGCAUUUAUCAACAAGCUUGAUCGAAUGGGAGCAGAUCCAUGGAAAGUUUUAAAUCAGGCGAGAUCUAAGCUUCGGCAUCAUAGUGCUGCAAUUCAAAUUCCAAUAGGUUUGGAAGAAAAUUUUAAGGGACUUGUUGAUCUUGUGAAGUUAAAGGCCUAUUAUUUUGAUGGUUCCAAUGGAGAAAAACUUACCAUUGAAGAAGUGCCUUCAGAUAUGGAAGCCUUGGUGGCAGAAAAAAGACAUGAACUAAUAGAAACUGUGUCAGAGGUUGAUGAUAUACUUGCGGAAGCGUUUCUUAGUGAUGAGCCUGUUUCAGAUGUUGAUCUUGAGGGAGCCAUUCGUAGGGCUACCGUGGCGCGGAAAUUUAUACCGGUAUUCAUGGGUAGUGCUUUCAAAAACAAGGGGAUACAACCACUUCUGGAUGGUGUACUUAGUUAUUUGCCAUGUCCAAUUGAAGUUAAUAAUUAUGCCCUUGACCAAUCUAAUAAGGAGGAGAAGGUUGAGCUGCCUGGUAAUCCUGAUGGGCCCCUUGUAGCAUUGGCUUUCAAGUUGGAGGAAAGUAAGUUUGGUCAGCUAACAUAUUUAAGAAUUUAUGAGGGCGUCAUUCGGAAGGGUGAUUUCAUUAUUAAUGUUAACACUGGCAAGAAGAACAAGGUUCCUCGCUUGGGUCGGAUGCAUUCUAAUGAGAUGGAGGAAAUUGAUGAGGCUCAUGCUGGCCAAAUAGUUGCUGUAUUUGGUGUUGAUUGUGCAUCAGGAGAUACUUUUACUGAUGGGUCUGUUAAAUAUACAAUGACUUCAAUGAGUGUUCCUGAGCCUGUGAUGUCAUUAGCUGUACAGCCAGUCUCAAAAGAUUCUGGAGGGCAAUUUUCAAAAGCUUUGAACCGCUUCCAAAGAGAGGAUCCUACUUUCCGUGUUGGCUUGGACCCAGAGAGUGGGCAGACAAUUAUUUCUGGAAUGGGAGAACUGCACUUAGAUAUCUAUGUUGAACGCAUUAGAAGGGAAUAUAAGGUUGAUGCUACAGUUGGAAAGCCCCGUGUAAACUUCAGAGAAACUGUUACUCAACGUGCUGAUUUUGAUUAUUUACAUAAGAAGCAAUCCGGAGGGCAAGGACAAUAUGGACGGGUGAUUGGGUAUAUUGAACCACUCCCUGCUGGGUCAGAAACUAAGUUUGAAUUUGAAAACAUGCUUGUUGGUCAAGCUAUUCCAUCAAAUUUUUUCGCUGCAAUUGAGAAAGGUUUUAUAGAAGCUGCCAACUCCGGUUCCUUAAUUGGACAUCCCGUUGAAAAUCUCCGAGUUGUCUUGACAGAUGGUGCUGCUCAUGCUGUUGAUUCCAGUGAGCUUGCCUUUAAGAUGGCUUCUAUCUAUGCUUUUAGACAGUGUUACACUGCUUCCAGACCAACUAUAUUAGAGCCUGUUAUGCUUGUUGAGCUAAAAGUACCAAAUGAAUUUCAGGGAGCUGUUGCUGGUGACCUCAACAAGAGAAAGGGUAUGAUUGUUGGCAAUGAUCAGGAUGGAGAUGACUCUGUCAUUAUAGCUCAUGUCCCUCUUAACAAUAUGUUUGGGUACUCUACAGCUCUUCGUUCGAUGACACAGGGAAAGGGUGAAUUUACAAUGGAAUAUAAGGAACAUUCACCUGUUUCUCAUGAUGUACAGACCCAAUUGGUAAACGCAUACAAGGGCAAUAAGGCACCUGAAUGAUGACUUUGUUGAAGUAUACGGUCCUAUAUUUUUUGGGAGUAAUUUAUCUAGGAAAAAGAUUUGUGACAAUUAUAGGGAUAUAGGUUUGGUUCAUUUUUUAGGGUCAACCAAAUUUUGAAGGCAAAUAAGAAGGUGCUAUAAUUGUACGAUUAAGUAAUAUUAUAGAUUUUUCCCUUGAAAAAAGUAAUAUUAUUAUAGAUGAAAUAAUUGCUAAGUGCCUAAGUAAUCUGGCUUCUGUAAGAUGUAAGCUAUGUAACUUUAAUUACAAUUAUUCAAUUUCAAGUUUUCGAAGAUUCAUAAUCUCA
Messenger RNA from Medicago truncatula (barrel medic), 2626 nucleotides. RefSeq names its product elongation factor G-2, mitochondrial. Gene Ontology annotation, molecular function: GTP binding; translation elongation factor activity; GTPase activity. NCBI's taxonomy places the organism in Eukaryota, Viridiplantae, Streptophyta, Magnoliopsida, Fabales, Fabaceae. The record is from RefSeq and is a predicted model, not a curated record. Gene Ontology annotation, cellular component: mitochondrion. Bases 66 to 2321 code for a protein of 751 amino acids. Gene Ontology annotation, biological process: mitochondrial translational elongation. The transcript is spliced from 20 exons.